Messenger RNA from Metarhizium brunneum ARSEF 3297, 2583 nucleotides. It is a transcript of the gene ANAPC2, whose product is annotated as Anaphase-promoting complex subunit 2. NCBI's taxonomy places the organism in Eukaryota, Fungi, Ascomycota, Sordariomycetes, Hypocreales, Clavicipitaceae. Gene Ontology annotation, cellular component: anaphase-promoting complex. Gene Ontology annotation, molecular function: ubiquitin protein ligase binding. Gene Ontology annotation, biological process: protein K11-linked ubiquitination; ubiquitin-dependent protein catabolic process; metaphase/anaphase transition of mitotic cell cycle. The record is from RefSeq and is a predicted model, not a curated record.
AUGACAGCAUCACGAGUCCGAGCCCGCAAGAGCAAGGUUUUGCGCUCCGUUUUCCAAACUGACGUCUCACAGCCCACUCCUCUCCUUCUGCCGACGGUACCAGGAGAGCCCUUUGGUGGGCCACUCGCAUCUUCCACCUCCACAACCCGUCUGGCCAACAUCUCCUCACUCCAAACAGCCAGUGACCAGGUCCGCUGGGACAGGGCGUGGCAUACCGUGACGUCAAGAAUUCAAUUGCCAGCCUCGGUGGCCGUGGAAGACUCCUUCGGCACCUUGCCCGCCGAGUCGCAGGACCGGGACGCAUCAUUCUACGAGAGUUUGGCGCUUCUCCUCGGCGCACCCACCGCUCUCCCCCGUGCCACCCAUACAGAGGACGUUCUUCUGUGGCACACCCAUCAGGUCCGCCAGCACUUUGUACACCAUGUCCUGCCGUUGUUGGCUGCGUGUGCAGCACAGGGUGACCAUGCACAAGUCUUGCUAAGCAGCGUGCAGACGCUGGAGGCGGCGCAUCGUCAGUAUCUCUACGGGCUAACCCUGAUCGUGCGAGGCCUUGAGGACGAGGCUGCGAAGUCUCUGGUGGUGGACAAGUUCAAACGAGACUUACAUGCUAUUAUUGGCAACUCAUGGGCAAGGGGCUUGGCAGAAGCACUACGAGGUGUCUUGUCCCGUUUACUUGCGCUUAUUCUGGGAUCAAAUCGGAACGUAUUGGCAUCAGGGGCUGGCCACCGGGAUGAAGGGCGAAUGGACACUACGAGAAAUGAGCUCCUGGGUUUGCUGGAGUCGCUGGAUAAUGUUGGCUUGGCAGGAGACAAGUUUCAAGUGCUGUUUGCUGAGAUUAUGGACGAGUGCAUGAGUGACUUCAUACGACGGACAUAUACGGGAGUCUGGACAGCGUUGGAUGUGGCUGGAAGUGUGAAUCCAUCUGCCUCGUCUGGAUGCAUGGCCCAUUUGUGCGGCUGGGUCGAGAACCAUUACGGCCGUCUUGCCGUGGAAGUCUUUAGUCGUCUUGGGGGGCAGGUUGCGUGGACAGACGUUGAGCGAUGGAGAGAUAUCGCAGUCGGAAGACUGGCUUCAUUGCGUAUAAAGGAGUUGUUCGACAUCGUGCUCCAUUGGCCGGAGAGUAAGGGAGGUCUCGAAGACCUUCGGUCUGCCGUUGCUACGCCGCAACGCAGGCUGCAGCUCACUGAUACUUUCUCAGCUACCUUGCAGAAACGACUAUUGCACCCAGGCAGGUCCACACUCGACAUUUUGCAGACGUAUAUUUCCAUGAUUCGGACGUUUCAUCAGCUCGAUUCUUCCAAGGUUUUGCUAGAUCGAGUGGUCCAUGCUUUGCAACUAUAUCUCUGCCAGCGAGAUGACGCUAUUCGUAUCGUGGUCACGGGCUUGCUUUCAAAUCCGGACAGGGUCGACUCGGACGAGAGCAAGCAGCGACUCGUCGAGUUGGCCGUUUUGCUCGAUGAAGCCUCUCAGCAACAACGAUCUCAUGUUGAUGACGAGGAUCUCGACUGGGAUGACAUGGCUUGGGUACCUGAUCCCGUGGACGCCGGUCCGAAUUACAAACGGCCAAAAAACGAAGACGUCAUUGGCACUCUCAUCAAUGCCCUAGGUUCGCAGGAGAUCUUCAUCAAAGAAUUCCAAAUGAUCAUUGCAGAACGACUGUUAUCGAACCAAGCGGGCUUUCAGCAGGAGAUCAAGGUCUUGUCUCUGCUCAAGAAGAGAUUCGGGGAAAACGCACUGCAAAACUGCGACGUCAUGGUCAAGGACGUUUACGACUCUAGACGAGUAGAUGCUCUUCUCCGCAAGAAUCUACCCUCUACGGACGGCCAGCAGGCAAACCACCCCCACCCCGUCAACUAUCACUCCAAGAUCCUGUCUCGCCUCUUCUGGCCUAGCCUUCCCAAGGCUCCAUUCACUGUUCCCGCACAUGUUGCUGAAAUACAGAGGAAAUAUGAAGCAGGCUUUCAGCAGCUCAAGACUUGUAGAAAACUGACGUGGCUGGACCACCUCGGCAUGGCAACUGUUCGACUCGAUCUCGACGACCGAACCCUAGAACAAGAGUGUAAAACGUACGAGGCCGCCGUCAUUUACGCCUUCCAAGACGACGAGGGCUCAGCCCACGGUCCUCAACAGCGCACAUUUAAUACGCUCUGGGAGAAAUUAAUGAUUGACGAGGACUUAUUGGAAUCCGCGUUACGAUUCUGGGUCUCCAAACGUGUGCUCCGUGAGGUCGGGAACCAGACGUACGAGGUUCUGGAAAAGCUCGAUCAAGAUGAAUCAGCGAAUGCUGGCGACGACGCCGGCUCUGCUGAUGAGGCGGUCAAAACGAGCCAGCCGUCACCUCGUAAGCCCAAGACGGAUCCGAAGGAGCAGGAACGCCGGACGGUGUAUUGGCAGUUCAUUGUGGGCAUGUUGACCAAUUCGAGCCCUGCGAUGCCACUAGGCCAGAUUGCGAUGAUGAUGAAGAUGCUUAUUGCUGAUGGAUGUCCAUGGAACAAUGAAGAGUUGCAGGAAUUUUUGGGGGAGAAGAUUGCAGAGAAGGAGUUGGAGCUUUCGGGGGGCAAGUACCGGCUUGUGAAGAAGUGA